Messenger RNA from Oncorhynchus kisutch (coho salmon), 1119 nucleotides. Its product is annotated as A disintegrin and metalloproteinase with thrombospondin motifs 7-like. Gene Ontology annotation, biological process: extracellular matrix organization; proteolysis. The record is from RefSeq and is a predicted model, not a curated record. The transcript has 7 exons. Lineage: Eukaryota; Metazoa; Chordata; Actinopteri; Salmoniformes; Salmonidae. Gene Ontology annotation, cellular component: extracellular matrix. Gene Ontology annotation, molecular function: metalloendopeptidase activity. The annotation marks the transcript as partial.
GGAGGCAUAAUUGAGUUGAUGUGGGCAGGAAGUAAAUACGACUCUUUGUCCCUUCCCUGUAGAACGUCUGCAGUACGUUGUGGUGCACUGUGGGGACAACUUGUCACUCAAAGCUGGAUGGUGCAGUCGACGGGACCAGGUGUGGUGAGGACAAGUGGUGCUUUGACGGGGAGUGUGUGGCGGUGGGACACCAGCCUGAGAGCGUCAAAGGGGGCUGGGCUCCAUGGAGCGAGUGGUCUGCCUGUUCCAGAACCUGUGGGGCCGGAGUUCAGAACGCCCAGAGGGACUGCGUCAACCCAGUUCCCAAGUACGGAGGGAAGUACUGCGUGGGGGAGCGAAAGCGCUACAAGAUCUGUAACAGCACCCGUUGCCCCCCCAACCAGCCCUCCUUCAGACUCAUCCAGUGCAGUCACUUUAACACCAUGCUUUACAAGGGCAAGUUCUACAAAUGGGUGCAGGUCAACAACAGAGUGAACCCCUGCGAGCUGCACUGCCGCCCUCUGAACGAGUACUUCUCAGAGAAGAUGCUGGACGCGGUCAUUGACGGGACCCAGUGCUAUGAGGGCAGCUUGAGCCGAGACAUGUGUGUUAACGGCAUCUGCAAGAAUGUGGGGUGUGACUAUGAGAUUGACUCCAACGCGGUGGAGGAUCGCUGUGGGGUUUGCCAUGGCAACGGGUCUACUUGUGAGACUGUGAAGAAGACCUUUGAGGAGAGCGAAGGGCUUGGGUAUGUGGACAUUGGGCUGAUUCCAGAGGGGGCUCGGGAAAUUCGUAUCGAGGAGGUGGCUGAGGCUGGGAAUUUCUUGGCUCUCCGGAGUGACGACCCCGGAAAGUACUUCCUGAAUGGCGGUUGGACUAUCCAAUGGAAUGGGGAAUACAAGGCAGCGGGGACGGUAUUCACCUAUGAGAGGACAGGACAACUGGAGAACUUGACCUCCCCUGGACCAACCCUAGAGCCAGUGUGGAUACAGCUACUCUUCCAGGAGACCAACCCAGGGGUGCGCUAUGAGUACACCAUCCAUAGAGAGACUCUUCUGGACUCAGACAAUGACAUCCCUAUCCCCGGUUUCUUCUGGAAGUAUGGCUCAUGGACUGAGUGCAGUGCCACCUGCGGGACAG